Molecule: messenger RNA, 1680 nt
Organism: Talaromyces stipitatus ATCC 10500
Lineage: Eukaryota; Fungi; Ascomycota; Eurotiomycetes; Eurotiales; Trichocomaceae
Exons: 4
Coding region: 1-1680 (559 amino acids)
Source: RefSeq, a predicted model, not a curated record
AUGUGGAUCGCACAAAGCAAGGACCCAGCGCUUGAGAUCAAAGCUCAUUUUGAGACACCCAAACACAAGCGAACCGCCCAAAGCGAAUGGUCCGCUAUAUCACUUGAUAAUAUAAUUUGCAGCAAUCCAGGGAAAUCAAUAUCGGAAUGCCUCAAUCUUAUGAUCACAGAGCUACAGGAUCUAUUUUACUGCCUACCGGACAAGCUUCAAAACCAGAUGUACUGGCAUAUGAAGCUAAUUGAAGCGACAAGCACGCACCCAGGUACGAAUGACGACAACAAAACGGCGCCUAUGGUAUCAACUUUACAGACUGACACUACAAUAUGCGUCAACUGUCAUGUUCACCGCACCAAGGUCGUUCACCAUAUAGACGAAGACACUCCCAAGGACGCAGCUACUUACUUUAUAUUGGAGCACGAAGGCACGCCAAAGGACCAUAAUACCCAGCUUGAGGCGUACCUUGCAGAGGUUGACAUACCAGUCCAGUACGACCUUCCAGAUCGUACAAGCGAUAGCCAAAAGACAGCUACAGGAUACUUCACCGUAGCAAAUCUAGAUUACAAAGGAUUCGCACCCUUGAUAGCAAGUGAACUUGCUAACCGCUCUGCAGCUCAUUAUCUCUCAUGCUUGCUAGGCAACCAUCAAGAAUAUACAGAGAAGCCUACACUGGACAACGAGGAUGAAGCCGACGUACAGACCGCACCAAGUUCACACCACCUCACUAUACCUGAAUACGCAUUUCUUGCAGAGGAUCGAUAUUCGUCUAACAACUUUAUCGGCCUACUUAUUGAUACUGGUGCCGCAACAUUCUCUACUGCUGGAUACGCGCAAUACCUCGCAUAUCGGAAAGUUGCCAGGGGUUGUAUAAUGGACACGUCAACUGCGGGAUCUGUAACGAUACGAUUCGGUGCUGGUGAAGCACUACAAUCACUAGGUUUGAUUGAUCUGGAUACCCCAAUUGGCAAUGUACGAUUUCACAUCGUUGAGGCCAUGACACUAUUUCUACUCUCUAUCAAGGACCUUGACCGCCUCAAGGUGUACUACGAUAAUACGAAGGACCUCCUCGUUCGCCAUGAACUGUACCUGACUGCACCAGUCGUACGAAGGUUCGGCCACCCAUUCCUUAUAUGGGAUUACUCUCUCGCCUUAUAUAUUACUCAAUCCUUCAAUGAGGAUCAAUGCUUCCUUACAGACAGAGAACUACGCCGACUGCACCGUCGAUUUGGACACCCCUCCGUAGGACGACUACACAAAACCCUACUACGCGCAGGCUACGACACGCACCCUAAAGUAAUUGAGAGGAUCAACAAAUUCUGCCACCAUUAUCAAACCCAUGGAAAAUCACCAGGUCAAUUCCACUUUACGUUACGGGACAACAUCGAAUUUAAUCAUUCAAUUAUUGUGGAUAUAAUGUAUAUCAAUGGCAAGCCAGUGCUCCAUAUUGUGGACAAAGUAACGCGCUUCAAUGCCACAUUCAGCGUUCCUGUUGAAGCUCAUUGGUCAAUUAGCACUGUUGAACGCUACCAUGCUGUACUAUAUCGUUCAUACAAGAUCAUUUCAGAAGAAGUGCCAGAGCUCGCACUAGAAAUGGCGCUUCAAAUGGCUGUCAAAGCUGUUAAUGACACCGCAGGUCCAGACAGCUAUGUCCCUACACUUCUUAUCUUCAGAGUGUAUCCCUGA